Molecule: messenger RNA, 1646 nt
Organism: Chiroxiphia lanceolata (lance-tailed manakin)
Lineage: Eukaryota; Metazoa; Chordata; Aves; Passeriformes; Pipridae
Gene: EIF3J
Product: eukaryotic translation initiation factor 3 subunit J
Exons: 8
Coding region: 31-786 (251 amino acids)
Cellular component (GO): eukaryotic translation initiation factor 3 complex; cytoplasm
Molecular function (GO): translation initiation factor activity
Source: RefSeq, a predicted model, not a curated record
CGCGCUGCCCCGCGGCCGGGCCGGGGCAAGAUGGCGGCGGAGGCGGCGGACUCGUGGGACGCCGACAGCUUCGAGGUGGUGGAGCCGGUGACGAAGCGGCUGGUGCCGGGGGUGGCCGGGGACCGCUGGGCCGGCGAGGAUGAGGAGGACGAUGUGAAGGAUAACUGGGAUGAUGAGGAGGAAGAGGAGGAGGUAAAGGAGACAGAGGUAAAACAAGAACCGAAAGUUUCAGAAAAAAAGAAAAUAGCAGAAAAAAUCAAAGAAAAAGAAAAGCUACAGAAGAAAAAGCAAGAGGAGCUUAAAAAAAGGUUAGAGGCACCAGAGGAGCAGAAGGAGCUCACACCAGAAGAACAGUUGGCAGACAAACUACGGCUAAAGAAGCUACAAGAGGAGUCAGACCUGGAGUUAGCAAAGGAAACAUUUGGUGUAAAUAACACUUGUGGAAUAGAUGCCAUGAAUCCCUCUACAAAAGAUGACUUCACGGAAUUUGGCAAACUCCUAAAGGAGAAAAUCACACAGUACGAGAAGUCGUUACAUUACGCCGCGUUUUUGGAAGCGUUAGUUCGGGACGUCUGUAUUUCCUUGGAAGUGGAUGAUUUGAAAAAGAUCACAAACACUCUGACAGUACUAUGCAGUGAAAAACAAAAACAAGAGAAGAAUAAAGCCAGGAAGAAGAAAAAAGGGGUUGUUCCUGGAGGGGGGCUGAAGGCGACGAUGAAAGACGACCUGGCCGACUACGGGGGCUACGACGGCGAGUACGUACAAGACUUUGAAGACUUCAUGUGACAUUUAUCUUCCUUCUGUUGUCUUUCUGUUGCCCAUAAUCCCUUAAACAUGUAGCACAACUUUUCUUCCUUUAAAUUCUGCCAAAUGCUACAAUCAGAAUUGCAGUAUCUGUGUGCUGGGGGUUGGACGUGCCCAGCCCCGGGCGGAAGCUCUGGGCAGGGGAAGGGAAAAGGUCUGAAAAUUGCAGUUAAAAACCCAAAAUUCUGAUAAUGGGCACUGCUGCUAUUUAAUUUGAUAGCAACAGCCACUAAAUUGGGAAGGAAUUGGAAAGGGGUGAAGGAUUACAACCAGCACAGCUCCAUGGCAUGGCCUCACCUGCCCCUGUCCAGGGCCAGGGCCAUGAGCACGAGCAGUUUGCAGCAGGGUGUGCACGUAGAGUUCCAGUCGCUUUGUCUUGAGUUAGAGCUUGAGGUUCUCAGUAUUUUGGGAAGGGCACUGCUAACUUCAGUGUGGGAUACUGCACCUGGGAGCCUGUCCCCUGGGCCAGCCCCUGCUCCACAGCCUGACCCUGAGCAGCAGCUGCUGGGGCAGAGCAAGGCAAACCCACUUGUGUCUCCAGGAUGAACUUUAGUUCCAUUCACCUAAAUUUCUACUAAUGCAGCUGUUGGGGUGGGUGUUCUUUAACAGUUAAUUAAUGGGUUUAAGUGUAAAACAAAAACCAAACCACAAGACUUCCUUGGGGCUCUCCUGGGUUGUGGUGGGUCUUUCAUGACUCAGCCCUUUUCUUCCAUUAAAAACCAGACUUGCUUUGCAAACUGCAGCAGUUCCUCCGGUUGGGCAAAUUGUUAUGUUAACAAUUACAACAUCUGCAAUGUUUUAUAAAGCAACUAAUUUAAUAAAAAUCACUAUUGAGGACUUCA